Messenger RNA from Blepharisma stoltei, 1710 nucleotides. Lineage: Eukaryota; Ciliophora; Heterotrichea; Heterotrichida; Blepharismidae. The record is from the annotation of a GenBank genome assembly.
AUGGAAGAAUUGAUUAUAAUUUUAUCGAAAAAGCUUUCUAAAUACUCUUUAGGCGACAUAGAUAUUUUACUUGAUCAUAGAAAUCUUAUCCAAUGAGAAACAUUGCAAGCAAUAAAGCAAGCAAUUGUAAGCAAUAGAGACUUAUCAAAUGACGAUAUAAUUCAUCUUUAUUAUGCUCGCUAUCUUCAAACACUUUUUGCUACAGAUGAUCCUAUACCAGAAGCAUACAUGCAUGGUAUCACUUUGCUUAUUGAUCUCAAAAAAUGUAUCAGAGAUUAUAGCCUAGAAAACUGCAUCACAAUAAUUACCCGGAAAAUAGGCAAUUCUAUUAAGCUUUCUCUAGGAAUAGAAUUAAUCUCGAAACUGGUAAAAGAAAUCAAGAGAGCUAAAACUGAGCUUGCAAUAGAUGAUCUUAGAGAUAUCGAAAAUGAUAUUUACUUGGGGAUAAAAUCCUGGAUAGUCCAGAAAAGGCCAGAUUUUAAUGUUUGAACUCUGAGAGAAUGCUAUAAUAAUGUUGAUAGCAUUUUAGCUGAGAGUACAAUAAAGCAAAAAAUUAAUGACUUAGUUGCUGUUAAAGUUUAUGCUUGGUUUCUAAAAACUUAUAGUGGAUUAAUUAGGGGCAAUUUAAGCCAAAAUUUUAUGAAUGCUUUAGAUGGCGAUGAAAAAAGGAUUUCUAAUUGGAUGAGUUCAAUUAAUUGCAGACACGAUAUAAAUGAAAAAAUAGAAAAUUUUGAGCCGAUAAUAGGAAAGAUUGAUCUAUACGACAAGGACCCAAGUAGCAUUUAUCGAGUGACUACGAAAAGUCAAUUGGAUAAUCAAUAUUCCAAUAGCCAAUACUUAGCAAGUGUUAAAAAGAGAUCAUACCGCUUGGCAGUUUAUAAGUCAAAAAUUAUAGAUACAGGUGAAAUCGUAGUCGUAAAAAGUUUUAUUAGCGACGUCAGGGAAAACUUGCAGAAUGGGUAUAACGAAAAAGAUAUCUAUGAAAAAUUAGCAAUGAAAAAUACAGACUUUACCUUAAAAUAUUAUGGCCACUUUCUUUCAACAAAGAAAAAGAAUACGCAAGUUCAGUAUAAACUGAAUCUCGUUCUGGAAUACUGUGAUAGCACCCUCUUUGACGAAAUAGUAAGAUUAAAAAUGCAGGACCGAACUUACCAAAAUCGAGAAAUCGCUCAAAUUAUCUAUACUCUCCUUGAUUUAUUCAGAAAAUUACGAAAAGAAAAAGUCAAUCAUUGUGAUAUAAAGCCCCAAAAUAUUUUUAUCACAAGUGAUGGGCGACUUAAGCUCGGAGAUUUUGAUUUAUCAGAAACCUUUAAAACAAGUGACGCAUCAAACCUAGGCACAAAGCUCAGAGAAUUUCUGGGGGGAACUGUAAAUUAUAUGGCACCAGAGCUGAAAGAGAUAUAUAGAAGCUGGGAAGUAAACGGAAACCCCUGUGACAAAAGAAAGUUUAGCAAGGAGAGGUCAGAUGUAUAUUCGCUUGGACUCGUUUUUCUUAUGGUGAUUACGCUUAGACCAGUUGGAGGGUUUAAUGAGCAUGCACAUCAAGAUGAGCUCAGACAAAUUAUUGAAAAUUUACAAAUGGAUUGGGCCAAGAGAUUGCUGAGAAGAAUGCUUGCUUAUCUUGAUGAGGAGAGGCCAAGAUUUGAAGAGGCGUUUGAAAUGCUUGAAGAGGAUCCUGAGUUUAUUUUGUGCCUUAAUUCGUCUGAUUAA